Molecule: messenger RNA, 1748 nt
Organism: Ochotona curzoniae (black-lipped pika)
Lineage: Eukaryota; Metazoa; Chordata; Mammalia; Lagomorpha; Ochotonidae
Gene: SLC25A30
Product: solute carrier family 25 member 30
Exons: 11
Coding region: 323-1198 (291 amino acids)
Biological process (GO): mitochondrial transport
Cellular component (GO): mitochondrial membrane
Source: RefSeq, a predicted model, not a curated record
CCAGUGCUCGGUUCCCGACACUCCGCGGCGCAGCCGAGGUGGGAGGAAGCAGCUGCAGAAAGUCCGCCGGCCGCCGGGUGUUUCCUGUUGAUGGCUAUGUGACCAGAUUUCCCACUUCAAAUCACACAGAACUACAAAGCUCAUGAACUUGGAGAACCUGGGUCAAGGUGCCAAUGAGUAAAUUGUCACAGCGGGUAAGGGAAAAGAAGAUAGAAGGCAUCUGUUGAUUGUCGUUAUAAUAUUUAAUUCCUACAAUAGGCAAAGGAAGAACUGCACCGGAGGUGAUGUGUGCAUAAAUCAAAGCAGAAGUAACGGCAGCAGAAUGUCAGCCCUCAGCUGGAAGCCUUUCGUGUAUGGAGGACUGGCCUCCAUCACGGCCGAAUGUGGCACGUUUCCAAUUGAUUUAACCAAGACACGACUCCAGAUUCAAGGCCAGACGAAUGAUGCGAACUAUAGAGAGAUCAGGUAUCGAGGCAUGCUGCACGCCUUGGUGAGAAUCGGCCGAGAGGAAGGAGUCAAGGCGCUGUAUUCAGGGAUCGCCCCUGCCAUGUUACGCCAGGCUUCCUAUGGCACCAUCAAGAUAGGCACUUACCAGAGCUUGAAGCGAUUAUUUGUUGAACGGCCAGAAGAUGAAACCCUGCUGGUAAAUGUGAUCUGCGGGAUUCUCUCUGGAGUCAUCUCCUCAUCCAUCGCUAAUCCGACGGAUGUGUUGAAAAUCCGGAUGCAGGCCCAGAACAACACCAUUCAAGGGGGCAUGAUAGGCAACUUCAUCAACAUUUACCAGCAGGAGGGGGCGAGAGGCCUGUGGAAGGGUGUGUCCCUCACGGCUCAGAGGGCGGCCAUUGUCGUUGGCGUGGAGCUGCCAGUCUACGACAUCACCAAAAAGCAUCUGAUUCUCUCGGGCCUCAUGGGAGACACUGUGUACACCCACUUCCUUUCCAGUUUCACCUGUGGCCUGAUGGGGGCCUUGGCCUCAAACCCCGUGGAUGUCGUGAGAACACGGAUGAUGAAUCAGCGAGUCCUUCGCCAUGGCGGGAGCUCAGGCUACACAGGGACCCUGGAUUGCUUGGUACAGACAUGGAAGAAUGAAGGAUUCUUUGCUCUCUAUAAAGGGUUUUGGCCAAAUUGGUUGAGACUUGGUCCAUGGAAUAUCAUCUUCUUUGUGACCUACGAACAGUUGAAGAAAUUGGACUUGUGAUGAGUCUGUCUGCAGUGAGACCUCCUUCUGAAAAAAUGCUGCCUUCGAAACAGUAUGGCUUACUGCCUUUCAUUCUGCUUCUCGCCACUUGGCUCCUCACAGAUUCUGGGAUGCAGACAACACAUGGAGACCAGGUUGGUUCGGGUGCAGCCAUGCUGGCACUGGAUGCCCUCUGUCAGGUGUGAGAACUGUACUGUGCAGACACUAGCCUGACCACCGACAGGUCACUGACAACAGAGGUGACGUAUGCGAUGCACUGUUUGUCACCUGAGAAGACUUGCAAGGAGAUCUGCCCGAGCUCUGUUCUUUUUGGGGGAGAGUCAUUCCUGCUGUGAUCAGCUUACAGCCAUGAGCGUUAGGCUGCCCUGAAUAAGCUCAUCAGAACCGUGGCGUGGAGUCUCCGAGAGGGUCAGUGUUGCUUCUGAACCCACUAGGGCUGCCACUGAAGAAAUCUUGGGGGUGGAGACCCGGGUAUUUGAACUUGGGCAUAGGCAACGCAGCGUAUGGAUCUUUGGAAUAUUGGACUGUUCUGUCGUUGUCCUCUUCUGGC